Durusdinium trenchii is the source of this 960-nucleotide messenger RNA. Lineage: Eukaryota; Dinophyceae; Suessiales; Symbiodiniaceae. The record is from the annotation of a GenBank genome assembly.
GUCGGUUCAUUGCAGGUUCGAAGUUAAACAGUUUCAGUUGCCGCCUUGCUGUACGGAGCUCAUGCUGUGCUUCAGAGGCUUUGACGACUAGACUCCCAUGGCACCAUCGUUAGGUGAAGGCUUGCUGGUGCGUCGUUAUGUCCCUGGCCCCGAAGCCAGCGCCGAGGAGGCAAGCCAACAGGCGCCAAAGAAGAAGCGCAAAGUGGCCAAGAGGGUGGUGGAAGUGAAACCCAGCUUCGCACGGAUCUUCAAAGGGGGUCCACAGCGGGAAAAGUCCGACCUUCCAGUCCAAGAAGAUGAAGGCCUUCAAGAAAUCCCUGGUGAGACUGAGAACAAGACACAGGAGAGUGAUGCCGGCGUCUCGUGGCUAUCCUCUUUGGUGCAGGAGCAGCCCAAGGCUGAGGUGGACUGGCUCUCCUCUCUGAAGGCGCCCAAGGCAAAACCCAAAGAGGUUCCCAAAACCAUGCCCGAGAGACGCAAGAGGCGAGAUGUGCAGUCAGAUGGCCAAGCGCUACCAAUACCUCCUUUCUGGCGCGUUGCCACAGCAGAGGAGUUGGAAGAGCAGCUGGUGAAUUUGCGCGGCACGAUGCUACCCAGGAUUCGGCGUUUAGCCAAAGACGCUUUGCGCGCUGAACAGAAGCGCGGUGGUCAUUUGAAGCCCCGCUCUUCACGCGCCUGAUGGAGGCUGAUGUGGAAGCCGAAAGCAGAGUGGACGAAAAUGAGUUCCAAAUGGAAACCAGUGUGCCAAUGAACGAUUGUAACAUUUAGCUAUCCUAGUUGGUCAACACAUGCAGAAGCAUGCCUUUGGAAGGGAAUGGUCUGAGAAUCAUUUGCCAUUUGCAUGCUUUGCUUGAGACACAGUCUAAAACCAUUUCAGCAAGCUGUUGCAUUGGCAGGCUUUACCAGUCUUCAUAUUUGGCUUCACCUGCCAACAGAACAUUUUUUCUGUUUGCAAUGAGG